This is a messenger RNA of Manduca sexta (tobacco hornworm), 1043 nucleotides long. RefSeq names its product tRNA-uridine aminocarboxypropyltransferase 2 (gene Dtwd2). The record is from RefSeq and is a predicted model, not a curated record. Bases 212 to 958 code for a protein of 248 amino acids. NCBI's taxonomy places the organism in Eukaryota, Metazoa, Arthropoda, Insecta, Lepidoptera, Sphingidae. The transcript is spliced from 3 exons.
UAAUUCCUGCCGAGUAAUCGCUAAGCGAUAAAGGUCAUCACUGUUCACUAUAAAUAAAAAAAAAUAGGAAUUGUUUCAUAGUUAGUGAUAGUAUUACAAUUUAUAUUUAUUUUUAUUGUUAUAAAAUAUCACUGAGGAAAACCUUAUAACCUAAGAAAUGUUUACAAGUUCCUAAUUAUAGCUAUAUGAAUGUGUCCAAGAGAUAAGCGAUAUGAAUGAAACAGAAGUAUGGGAGGAUCUUUCCAACAUUCCUGCAGACCCUCCAAUAAUGCGGGACUUGUGUGAAAAUUGCAAGAGACCAUCAGUUGUAUGUUGGUGUUCAGCCUUACCCUCCAAUAGACUAACGCCAAGAAGUACAAUAAUACUUCUGCAGCACCCAGCUGAAGAGAAGAGAUGCCUACGCACUGCACCUAUGCUGCAACUAGGCCUAGCUCAAAACAAAUGCCUUAUUUACAAAGGGAAAAAAUUCCCACAACCAAAACACGAAAAUCUGGAAGAUAUUCUAACACAACCAAACACUGUAUUGCUGUACCCAAGCAAAGCAGCAGUUGAUAUAACACAAUUAGGAGAUGAUUCUGAUAGUUAUAAUAUAGUUUUAAUUGAUGGCACAUGGCCGCAAGCGAAAGCAAUAUAUGCAUCCAGUCCAAUACUUCAUAAGAUUAAACAAGUCAAAUUACUGACUAAUAGUACAAGUAGUUAUCUUAUAAGGACCCAGCCUACAGAAGGAUGUCUAAGCACCCUCGAAACAGCUGCGGAAGCUUUAUCUCAACUUGAAAAAGACUCGAAAUAUUACGACCUCAUAAACCCUUUGCACAUGCUCUGCAAAUAUCAGUUGGACAAUGGUGCUGUUACACACCAAUCAAAGGAAUUUUUAAUUAAAACAAAGACAUAUCCAAAACUGAUUGGAAAAAGACUAUCAAAAUUAUUGAAGUCAACAAACGAGUGUACUCUUGAGUGAUCAUAAUUUUAUAUAACUGUUGGUAAAAUAAAAUUGUUAUAAACAACAUUAAUACAGUUAUUAUUAAAACUGGAUAUUUUAACAA